AUGCUGUCGGUACGCUGGUCGGCGGCACCGCAGAAGGCUGGCGGCGCCUCCUCUGAAGCGGCUUGCUGGUCGGCUUGCACAUCGCAAUCAGCGCGGAGCACUGCCAGCGGGCUGAUUCAGUCCCUGCUGUCAGCUCCGUUAACAGAAGUGCAGAGAAAGCAGUCGGAUGACGCAGCCUCCAAACUGCUGCGAACAGUCCAACUCAGGUGCACCGACUCCCAAGUUGGCCGCGAGCUGCCCUCCACGCAAGCCCAUGAAGGCGCCGAAGCGUUCCCCAAGGGGAAUGCAAUCUUGGGUCAGAUCUCCUGCACGGACUUGGAAGCGGCCGCAGCUCUCCUCCCAUCGCUCACCUGGCAGUGGCUCUCCGUAGCGGAUCUGGACGGCUGGGUGGAUCGCGGUGUGGCACAUCUGCUCCGUGAGGCCCUCCUGGUUCAGAGGGCUUCCAGCGACACCAGUGCUUCUAUCAAUGAGCUUGUGGGCUGGUGCCUGGACAACUGCAGUCGCCCCGCGGUGGCGCUGGCGGCGGUGUGGGGAGCGCAGCAGGGGCAGACGCUAUCGCCGCGGUGCCGCAGCUUCUACGGCCUCAUGCUGCAGCGUCUGGGUAUCUCGGAAGCGUCGCAACAGCAGCAGCUGCGCAUGCAGCCGCAGCUGCAGCCGCAGCCGGCUGUGGUGUUCUGCAGUUCCGUCACGCGGACGGCCUUGUCCACCGCAUCUUCCCGUAGACGGUCAUCGUCACCUUCCUCCUCCUCUUCUUCUCCAGAAGGGUUAGAGUACAAGUCAGAGGCUAAUGAUGACGAUGUUGGGGCCCUUGAAGAGGGCUUUAGUGCCGGGGGGAGCAACGGUAACUGUAACAUAGCCACGGGGAGCGGUAACAGCAGUACUAGUAGUAGCAGCCGCAGCGGAGCCAGGGGAGCGGCGACGGGUACAGACCUGGAUUUGGAUCCAAAUCCGGAUCUCGUUAUCCUCGGGGAGCUUCCGGAAGAGGCGCAGUCCCUGCUAUUGCAGCAGUCGGAAGCGGAAACGGCAGUCGGCAUAGUACAAGCGCCGCUGCAGCAGCAAAGCCAAUGGCAAGGUAGGCCGCCUGCGGGUCGCGCGAAUGGCAGGAGAAACAGCAGUAGCGUCGCUGGGCAUGCCAACGGCAGUAGCGUUUCGCGCUGGGAGACGGAGGCGAGGCCGGUGGUGGGCGGCAGCGGCAAUAGCAGCGCCCCUGAUGUCGGAGACGCAUCAGCUAGAGCUUCGGGACAGGACACGGACACGCCAGCAACACCUGCAGUGGAAGGGUUGGAUGCUUUAUUGAAACUGGGAUUGCAGCAGUACGAUGGGACUGUGACGGAGUACCUGGCGGGACCUGACGUCGCCCCCGGCGAUAGUGUCUCCGCCAGCGAAGCGAGUGGGGCUACUGCCGGAGCUGUCAUUCGUCCCACGGCGUCAUUGCUACAGCGCCCAUCUCGUAACCCCAUCACAGAACCAGAGCUUGAGCCUGGGGCAGAACGCGCCUCUGAAAUCUCUGGUACGGCAUCUCCUGGUGCAGCCAUCAGCGGCAGCAGUAGCAGCAGCAUGGGUGGCGGCGGCGGCCCGGCCAGUCCGGGAUGGCACUUCCGGAGCAGCGCAGCGGGGCCGCAGCAGUCGUAUAUUGCCGUACACCUAGUUGCAAUAGGGGAAUUUCCGCUGCGGGACUUGUCGGGGGCGGUGCUGAAGGGCGGACUGGCAGUGCCGGAGUCAGGGCCCAUUGUCAUUUCGAAUGACCCACGGGUCUUUCCCGGUACGGAAGCCGUACUGUCGGAUUACGUCACGGCGGCGGGCGAUAAGCUCGCAAUGCGUCUAGAGUACGUCGUGGAUCGAUCAUCGUACAAUGAAGUUUCACUGCAGCUGUUCAACAUCAGUCGCAUCACUCGUAAGCGUACGGAAAACUGUCUAAUGUACGUCAACGGUAAACCCCUGAACGUGGGCGAUCCAGGAGUGGCGUUGAUGCCUGGGGACGAGGUGUGGUUUGGCCACAGGGCCUUUUGUUUCCGCGUAGAAGCGCUCCAGGGAACGCCGUCUGCCGUACAGGAGGCCCUGCAGCGCCUCUGCGACGACGACACAAUGGCCGCUGCAGCCGUGGGAGCGGCCAAUGUCAGUGAGCCGGCCAAUGUCAAUGCGGCCAAUGCUGCUGCUCUCGUGCGAGCCGACGCAGCUGGCUUUCCCACUGAUAGUGGCGAAGCAUCCUCCGAUGAGUUGCCGUACACGAUAUCGUCGACGUCUUCGACGACGCCUGACAUGGCCGAGCUGUCAAAUUUAUCGCGCCGCGAUCCGGUUCGCGCAGAAGCAGCGCUGCGGCGGCUUGCGGCAUCGAACCCGGGAGACGCGGCGGUAUGGUUGAUCUGGGCCCAGACAGCGGCACGCAUGGAGAGGCCUGCCUGGCAGGCCAAGGCACGUUUGCUGUUCCGGGCCGCCGUAGAUGCAGCGCGGCGAAUGGAAAUCAUCCCGCCUCCGCCGGCAGCGCUGCAGGCAGUGGCGCAGCGGGCCGUCGCGCGGGGCCGUGGCCGUCGCAUUGCGUCUUUGGGUGCCACCGUCGCUCCCGCUGCGGGCGCGGUGAUGGCCGUAGAUGACGGCGCCGCUGAUGCCUAUGGAACGGGCACGGCGGCAGCAGCGCUGCCACCGCAGGCGACGGCGGCCACGACAUCGGCAUCGGCGACGCGACACAACUGGCUUCUUGUCCAGGCACUUGGGAACUGGGGCAAGCACGAAUGGCGGCUGCGGAUGUACGGCAGCGCACGCCACCUGUUCCGUGCCGCUGUCGACGAGGCGGCGCGGCAUCCCGACGGCGUCGGCGGCGGCGGCGGCGCCGCCAUCCUGCAUUUCUGGGCGUCCCGCGAGCUUGACGCGAUGAAUGUUCGUAACGCCCGUAUCGUGGCGGCGGAGGCACUGCGCAAGUGCCCCGCCGACGUGGCGUUGUACGUCCUGGCGGCUGGCGUGGAGCUUGAAGGGGGCAACCUAGAGCUGGCCAAGAGCUACUGCCAGCGCGCGUAUGCUCUGGACCGCACAGACAAGCAGCUCUUCCUGGUGUGGCCGCGGGUGGAAGCGGCGCUGGGGGAUCGACUAAAGGCGAGGCUGCUGUACGAACGGGCUCUGGACAUGUACCCCCUCAACACCAAGAUCCUCAACCUCUACGCGCGCUUCGAGGCUGAAGAGGGGUCGUACCGCGAGGCUGCCGAGCUGUACGACAGGGCCUUGCGAAUUGACCCGCUAUCGCCCGUGAUGGGUGUGCACAACCGCGCUGAUUGGGCUUCCCUGGAGGCGGAUCUGGGUAACAUCAGCCUCGCCAGGGCGCUGCUGGAGGGCGGCCUGGAAGCCCACCCUAGAUCCACCCCGUUGCUGGUCACGCUGGCCAAGGUGGAGCGGCUGGAAGGGCGUUACUCUGAGGCCCUGCGGCUGGUGCGGGCCGCACAAGCCAUCGCCGGACCCUUCAACGCGGCGGUCAUGACGGAGCGCUCCCAGGUGCUUCGCGCCAUGGGCGAGCGGGAGAUGGCGGCGAACCUGGCUCGCCACGUGGCCGCCGUGAAGGAGCUCACGCGCAUGAAGCAGCAGGGCUACUGGGGCAGUGAGGCGUGGCGGGCGUUCAUCGAGGCGACGCGCAGCAGCGAGCAGAAGGCGCUGGUGGCAGCGGCGCGAGCGCGCAAGCAGCAGCUCGGCUGGGCACCGACGGUGCGAGGCGCUAAGCCGCAGCCCACGGGACAGGCCGGCGACGGGCGACGUCCGGCGGCGCCAGAGGCACAGCAGUGGCUACAAUUGGAGCAACUGCGGCUGCGGCGCACGGAAGCGCGGAGGCUGGCGGCGCAGCGGGCAGCACGUAUCCGAUCUCUGGAGGACGGCGGAGCCGCCGCCGGCGCCAGCGCUGCUGCCGGCGCUGGUGCUGGUGGCGUGACGAUGGCGUCAAGAUCGUCAGGCGACGACGAGUACGACGACUAUUACUACGAUGAGCAGCCCGUCGGUGUGCCUUCCUUGGACUCUGUGAGGCGGCCUACGCCUGGUGAUGAGGACAUGUAUGACACCUAA
Molecule: messenger RNA, 4038 nt
Organism: Volvox carteri f. nagariensis
Lineage: Eukaryota; Viridiplantae; Chlorophyta; Chlorophyceae; Chlamydomonadales; Volvocaceae
Exons: 7
Coding region: 1-4038 (1345 amino acids)
Biological process (GO): mRNA processing; regulation of translation
Molecular function (GO): protein binding; single-stranded RNA binding; mRNA binding
Source: RefSeq, a predicted model, not a curated record